This is a messenger RNA of Fusarium musae, 717 nucleotides long. RefSeq lists its product as uncharacterized. The record is from RefSeq and is a predicted model, not a curated record. Bases 1 to 717 code for a protein of 238 amino acids. The transcript has 3 exons. NCBI's taxonomy places the organism in Eukaryota, Fungi, Ascomycota, Sordariomycetes, Hypocreales, Nectriaceae.
AUGGCUUCCCUCACCCAUAUCGCCGCCGUCUUCUCUGAUUACAAGUACGACAAGGAUGUUGGUUUCGAAAGCAGUGACGGUGAACCCUGCAUUGGCUGCAUUACGGAGAUCGAUCGUGAUAUCUCCUGCGCAUGUGUCACCACGAAUGAUCCUUCUCGUUGCGUUGUCUGCGAGUACUAUGACAUUAGAUGUGGCUCGAUCCCUUCAGAGCUUCUUGGCGCCGCCCAAAUGUACUGGAACUUUGUGGCUCGCUUGCAAGGUCAGGAACUUUUCCUCAACAGACGCCAAAUAUGGCGCAUUCGUCGUGCGCUUGAGGCUUGCGGGUCAGCAUGGCGUGAGCUUGAAGAACAUCUCAUGAAUCCGAACAACCUCGCGAUGGUUACUCUCCAAGAGUCAGUCGCAAAUCGCGAGACCUUGAAUCUGUCAAUACUUCAGUCCGCCGGUGCCAACCUCUCCGUGGAUGAGGUCCACGAGCGUCUCGAUGCUAUCCAGCCACCCUAUGCUCGCCAUGGGAAUUGUGUUGUCACCCUUCGAAAUGCCCUUGCUCACCUGUCUGUCUCUGAGGACGUGGUGGUGGAUUCAGUUGAGGAAGGGCAGUGCGACUCCUUCUCUGAUGGAUCCCCCGAGAAGCUCAAAACCGCCCUGGAGGGUGCUUGUGGGAGGGCUGCUAACUGUAAAUUCACCCACGAUGGUAUGCCCUAUUCUGCUCGACAGUAA